Diaporthe amygdali is the source of this 1893-nucleotide messenger RNA. Its product is annotated as plasma membrane snare protein. The coding region runs from base 1 to 1893 and encodes 630 amino acids. The transcript is spliced from 7 exons. Gene Ontology annotation, molecular function: SNAP receptor activity; syntaxin binding. NCBI's taxonomy places the organism in Eukaryota, Fungi, Ascomycota, Sordariomycetes, Diaporthales, Diaporthaceae. Gene Ontology annotation, cellular component: plasma membrane; SNARE complex. The record is from RefSeq and is a predicted model, not a curated record. Gene Ontology annotation, biological process: vesicle fusion; exocytosis.
AUGGCAGCACAUGGCAUCUCACAUUCCACGACGGUGGACUCCCGGGCACUGCCUACGAUCGGAGACGAGAAAGUCGACCAGGAUGUACGACCGGGGCAAGCUACGCAGUUAAGCACGGCACUAGACGAGGCAACGGCCGAUCAGCAAGACACGAGCGACAGCGACGACCAGGACCCUGGAGGCGAGAAAGAACUCGAAGUGCAGGCCGACACGAUAGACAGGCCACGUCCACCACGGCCACAGCCACAUUUACAGCCACCUGAGCCUGGUGCUGGUGCUGAUGCUCGCCCUGAUACCGUCGAGCGUCUGGUCCCUGCUGGGCCCAACGCUGCAUCAUCUACGAAACAUGGCGCCGGCACCAGAAAGACCACGGACACAGAUGCUGAGAAGCAGCGAAAAGGCGCAAUUGCCGCGGCUAAACCUGCAGAUGCUGAAUCGGAGACAGGUGCUGGAGAUGCAGGUGCAGGUGCAGACAACAAGUCAUGCCUGCCGUUCCGCCUUAAUAAAAAUGGCCCCCGCAAAGGUGGGAAGCAGAAAGCGAAAGGUGCUCUUGGCAGGGCCUUCGAGAAGCUCAGCAUGGGUCUCUUCAGCAAGAAGAAGAAGGAAGCGGUCGACGAGAACCCCUACGCCGCUCCACCAACCGCGUUACAGCAGGCUCGAGCCGACAUCGCUCAGGGUCGUGCGCCUGGCGUGCCUGGUGGUCUUCCAUCGAACCCGCGCAUGAACUCGUUCGCUUCUAGCACUGCACCUCCGCCCUACCAGAGCCCUUCGGUGGCAAGCGACAGCAACCGAUUCGGAGAUGAGAAGUACGGCAACCAGAAUGGGUACGGAUCGAACCGGUACGACAACGACAAUGCUUCGGCCUUCAGUCCCAACCAGAGGCGCCCCGGUGGGUACGGCGGUCUUGGCGACGGCGCGGAGAACAAUGAACUGUUCGGUGGUGCUGCCGGUCGAUACGUGCCUCCACAGCAGGGAGCGAAUGAAGCGAAUGGAGCGAACGGACCUCCUGCUUUUCAAUCUCGCCCGAGCCGGUACGAUAACGACCCCUCGAAGAAUACCUUACUUGGCAAUGCUCAAGAUCGAUACAACCCUAUGCCUCAGGCGCAAGGACAGGGGCCAGCAGCAGACGAUGAAUACGGGGGCUAUGGUGCUCCACGGGAGAUGACUGAGGAGGAGAGGGAUAGGGAAGAAGCUCGACUCAUUAACGAAGAGACAAGAGCCGUCAGAAAGGCUGGCGUGGAAUCCGUCAAUCGAUCGCUAGCUGCUGGGCGGCAAGCACUCGCUCUUGCAGCAUCCUCAUCGGCUCGUAUAGCAGAGCAGGACAACCGGCUCCAAAGAGCGGAGCGAAACGUGGAUACGGCGCUGGUGAUGAGUCGCGAAUCGGAAGCCAAGACCAAGGAACUCAACAAGAUCAAUAGCAGCAUGUUUUCCGGCAUGAUGGGGCCCUCGAAAAAGACUCUGAAUAAGAGAGACGCUGCCACUCUUGCGCAAUACCAGAAGGAUAAAGAAAUCCGCGAGGACACAGCGAGAGACGCCUAUCGAUCCGAACAACAGAUGGAGACGACGUUCAAUGACCUUUCUGGCAACAAACCAGGGUCGCUUGGAGCGAAGCGCGGUGGGGCCGAGAGAAGCAAGUUUCUAUUUCAUGACGACGACGAGGAGGUAGAUGAGGUAGAAGCUGCGCGACGUAGGGAAGACGAGGACGACGAAACACAAAUCGAUGAAGGUGUAGAUGAGUUGAUGGACAUGACGCGCAGGCUCAAAGGCGCUGCUAUCGGCAUGGGAACAAAUCUCACGACGCAGAAUGGCCGUCUGGACAGGCUUGGAGGGAAGAUCGAUGCAGUGGACGAUCGUGUCCGGAUGAAUCGCGAGAAGUUGAACCGCAUCCGCUAA